GGUGUUGGUCGGUGUAUCACUCACGUAACGAAACUAUUGUUUUCUUCAAUUCAUUAUCUUCUGUUUUCCGGUUCCGUAAAUAGCUUUGUGUGACGUUAAAAAAAAACAGAACGAAACGGAAGAUACAAAUCAAAUAAACAACAUGGCCUACAUUAGUAGCAUACACUAUCUAGCGUUUUUUUUAAAACUUGGAAUAAGAGAAUUCUAAUGUGAUUUGGUUUCGGAGACCGGCUUCAUUGUUAAGAACUAUUUAACAUAGGUCUAUAUAACGGAUUGUUUUGUGUAUCAAGUGUGACACAACAGAUAUAGACUUCAUGGAUUUGGGAGACAAACACCUUAAGAAAAAGACAAGAGAAUAAUAUAUAGGCCUGUGCAUGCAGUUUCAACUAAUUUCCUACUGCGAUACAUCAUCCUUACCAUUAGGAGCUGUCAAGCUAGGACUUCUCUGCAGUAGCAAUGUCACACGUCUGUCACUUGAGAAAACUUGUGCAUAAGAAGAAAACGCUUUCUCGUCUGCUGUGCAUUGUGUGUCUCUUGGUUUCGUGGAAAUAUUUGGAUUAAUUAAACCAAAGGAAGCGAUUUAACCAAAAAUAUCAAUAUGAUUAUCAUUCUUCACAGACUUGCCAUGAAGGUGUCCAUACAAAUAUCAAGAAAGCCCUUCUAGUUUGGAUAAUACUGCCGUAUGCAACAUUCUGUUGUAUUACAACUUUUGGUUUAUAAAGACAUUUUUGUCAUUCUUAAAUGACUUUGUGAAAUGUGCAUGAUUCUAUUUACAAACUGAAAGAAUCUCUAAACGCUUUUAACAAGCCAGGCAUUGCCAGACUUCAUUACACCAAGACAGUUCGUACUAUCGGAUAUAUUCGAUGUCCUUACACGACAAAGAUACGCUAGUUCACGACAGGGCGUUCCUAAUCCACAAUGCCUCACACCGGAAGCAGACGAUCACGUCUGACGACUUCACAGCGGAUACAUUUCCGGUUUUCAUUGUUCGCUGUGGCCUUGACCUUCCAUGCAUCUUCUUUGGCCAUGGCUGUCAUUACAGAGACGGCACUGCAGCCGAGUACGGAAAAACCAUUGGGGUUGAGUCUGUACAAAAUGCAUAUCAUCAGCGCACGGUGCCAUGCAAGCUGCAAAGAAAAGUGCUUACCGAAAUGUAACACAAGUGACAGCACGGAGCCCUGUAAGGAGGAAUGCGCAAUACAGCGAUGUGUCAGCAAUUGCGAGACCACUGGUCGAAUCUUACGAGAUGAAUCCAGGUCACCAGAUCCUGUAUAUGUGAAAGGCCAGAAGAUGCAGUUCACAGUGUCCACGCCGUCUGCCGCUUGCAUGUAUUCUCCGAGUGGUCAGGAGGACACGACAGAAGGUUCAACCAUUAUCCUGGGAUGGAAUGUCACUGUAGCAGACGAUCAGACUUCAAGUUUAACUCUGUACUGUGUAGUAGAGGUGUAUGAGGAGAAUUUGGUGACAGGAGAGGUCAAAAACUGGACAUCACUUGACUAUACGAACCAAAGUUUCUUGCUGAUCUCCAACCUCAGUCAUAACAGCCAGUACAAGUUUAGAGUCAGCGUUGUUUCCUCCAGGGGGCUCAUUACCACGCCUGUUACGUCCAAGUUCAUCCAACCCCCUAAAGCUGAACUGCCCCAGGCACCUCGAAACAUCUCUGUGUAUCAGUUUGUCACGAAUCAGACUUUGAAGGCUGAGGUCAAAUGGCAACUACCCAACAAUGUUGGUUGCCAUUUCAAACUUUACUGGAUGACGUCAUCUGAGACCAAGCCGAAGCUGAGUUAUAAAGAGCUGAGAGACUGGUCUUCGUAUACAUUCGAAAUCGGACAGCUGGGCUUUGACAGAAACUACACCCUGGAGAUUCAAACCUACGACCGCCACUUUCGUGUGUCCAGCGCCAGGGCGUUGUACAAUUUCCACACUCUAAGUUGCCUGGAAUCUACACAGUACAAUUACCAGUCUUGCGCACCGGAUGAGCCCCAGCAGUUCCAGUACAUAGUACACGAGCCUUACAUCGUAAACGAGACCACGCUGACCAAUGUGACGUUGUUCUGGAAGCCUCCCUUGUACCUGAGGCCGAACAAUACCAUUGUAAAGUACGUGGUCAACUGGAGAAAGGAUCCGGACAUUCGAUACAUAAAUCUGAUCAAAGCCGACAGGGGAGUCACGCUUGUUCCAAAUGAAACGAAUGAGGUGACCUUGACCGACAUUCACUGGAACGCAGAGUAUGUCGCAACCGUGGCAGCCGAGUCCAAGGCAGGAACUGGACAUAAGGUUUCCCUUACCUUUGUUACGGGAGAAGGAUACAAUUCACAAUUCGGGGAAGAUUCAGAGGACGAGGCUGUCAUAGCGGCUCAAGUCUUACAGAACACAGAGAACGUUUACUUCGCCACCAUCAUUCCCGCCAUCUUGACAGCAGGGUCCAUAACUGUGUGCGUCAUUUAUUUCAUCAAGUUUAAAAAGCAAACCCAGCAUUUGUCAGGCAGGGGCGCUUCCAAGAGAGAGCAGGCUAUAAACCCACUGUAUGAGUACACCUUGGGAAAGCAGCACUUGACAGAGAUUGAGCCCCUGAUCGUCACAGACGAGUUCGAAGUGGACUACACCUGCCUGAAGCUGACCACCACGCUGGGGGAGGGCGCCUUCGGCAGGGUGAUGAAGGCCGAGUACAUUCCCAAGGGAUCCUAUCAGAGCAGACAAGGAACCGGGGUGCGGACGGUGGCUGUCAAAAUGCUGAAAGAGCACGCGACUCCAGAGGAAAGGCGGUUCCUACUUCUUGAAAUCGGGACCAUGAAGACAUUAGGGAAUCACCCGAAUCUGGUCAGCAUCGUGGCCUGCAUCACCAACAGCACCAGACCCUGUCUGAUCAUGGAGUACUGCCCGCUAGGUGAUCUGAGGAACUACUUGCGUCAGCAUAGGUUAAAGGUCAACUACCUGACCUCCAGCUCCUCUGGGGUCUUCAGUGGGAACGUGUCCAGUUUGUUGUCCUACAGCAAUGCGGGCACUGAGAAUCUGAUUAUCAACAGUCCAGAAUCACACGAAACGAUGUGUCUAGCAGAGCAAGAGCUGCUGUCGCAGACGGUGCUUCUGUCCUACGCAAGGCAGAUCGCCCUUGGAAUGGAGUACCUGAAUCAGAACCGGUUCAUCCACCGCGAUCUGGCAGCACGUAACAUCCUGAUGGUCUCAUCAAAGUGUGUCAAAAUUUCGGACUUUGGCUUGUCCAGGGAUGUGUACGAGACCAAUGCCUACCAGCCUACUUCAGCCAGAAAACUGCCCUUCAAGUGGAUGCCGAUUGAGUCGAUUUUUGAUCAGGUUUUUACCAUCAAGAGUGACGUAUGGUCCUACGGCAUCUUACUGUGGGAGAUUGUUACCCUGGGUGGCUGCCCUUACCCAGGGGUACCUAACUGUGAUCUCUUUCGUCUGUUGAGUGAAGGGUACCGGUUGGAGAGACCUAACAACUGCUCAGCAGACAUAUAUAAGAUCAUGCUGGCUUGCUGGCAUCCCUGCAUUGACGACAGACCUACGUUCACGCAGCUCAAGAAGAAGAUUGAGAGCCUCCUGGAGGCGUCCUGCUCUUAUAUUGAUUUGUCCACAGAGGUCAGUGCGGACUACUAUCGGAGUGACAGCAGCGAUGACCAAGAGAGUGAUUUUAUGUCCGGCAGAAGUGUCAGGAGAAAGAUGUCGGAACAAGCCGCCAAUUCCUCAUUAGAUGGAUCAGUAAGCCAUGUCUUGCGCAAUAGCAAAAGAUACUCUCGGUUUGAUUCGUCCUCCAUCCAUGAAGAUGGCAUCGGCAAGAUUUGUCCAUUUUAUCCGGUGUCUAAAGGGCCUUUCGUUUUGGAAACCAACGGCCCCAUCCCUGGACUUUCAGAGGAGCUUCUGCACAAAGCUCUGUCUUCUGUGGAUCUAGCUAAAAACAGAUUGAGCGGGAAUUCCCGUUAUGAAGACAACUCACAGUUAUCGUGUGACACAAACGCGAAUACCAUUCAGACCAUUUCCCAAAUAGUGGAUGAAGCAGCCUCAGAACAAUCAGCUGAAUCAGAGCCACGUAACAAAACCUCCCAUCUUCCUGUCCCACACCGUCCAGCAGCGAUACGACCAGAGCAUUCUUCUAAAGCAAAGACUUCUAGUGCCCCACGAAAGUGGGACAUGUACGGAAUGGACUUUGUGUACCCUAAUCCCCAACAGACAUUGUCAUUCGGGGAGAGCGCAGAGAAGCCAAAGAAUGGCAGCCCAUGUAGGUCAACUUAAACCUGUUACCAUGCAUAGUUCAUCCGUGGGGCACUCUGCAAGAGAAUGCAGCUGUCCAUCCAACUAAGCCAACAGUCUUUUGUAGACAACAAAUAUUAAUGUACAAUUUAUUAUAUCUAGUCCCUUGAUAUUACUCAUUGCUCUAGUCUAAUUCGGUUUCGUUUCUUUUGUUCCGGACACAAUUCUAAAGUAAAAGAAAAAACGUGACCCUUUUUGCCCUUUAUGUGUUUAAGCGCCCUCUCCCUGUGCUUUGAGAUAGACGGCUCAUCUAAAUCCUUAUAGAUCAGGGGUUCUCAACCUGUGGGUCGCGACCCCUUUGGGGGUCGAUUGACGAUUUGCCAGGGGUCGCCUAAGACCAUCGAAAAAAUGAAUUGUUUUUGUCUAUUCUUCUAUUACUGUAUGUGUGAGUGGGGGGGGGUCGCGGCAGAGUGGGGUAUUGUAAAAAGGGGUCGCCAAGCCUAAAAGGUUGAGAACCGCUGUUAUAGAUGGUCUAUCUGAACUUUUUUACAAGGUACACGUUUUGUUUAUUAUAUUUGAUAAUGUGAUUCAAAGAAUGUGCUCCAUGACAAUGUGAGAUUCACUUUCUUUGUCAGUGACUUCAUUUGACUUACUCUGUGAUACUAGUGAAUUUUUAUUUUGUUUUUCAACAUACCGUUACUUAUUGGAUUCACUCGACCAGACCCCAACCAUUUUGGACCCCGAUCAUUUUGGACCCCAACCAUUUUGGACCCCGAUCAUUUUGGACCCCAAUCAUAUUGAACCCCAACAAUUUUGGACCCUGAUCAUUUUGGACCCUGAUCAUUUUGGACCCCGAUCAUUUUGGACCCCAAUCAUUUUGGACCCCAACAAUUUUGGACCCUGAUCAUUUUGGAUCCUGAUCAUUUUGGACCCUGAUCAUUUUGGAUCCCAAUCAUUUUGGACCCCGAUCAUUUUGGACCCCAACCAUUUCGGACCCCAACCAUUUCGGACCCCAACCAUUAAGGUUUUCCAUUCAUUUAAAAAAUAAACUCGGAGUGACUAACUGCUUUUAUUGCUGCUUUCUUAUUGGCAUUGGUGGCUUCUCUAAUAUGUUUUCAAAUGUUGGGUUACUAAUGCUUUAUGACAUUUCGAGGAAGCCUUGAGACGGGGCCCUCCAUUGCAGAAAAAAAUGUGCAGCAAUAUGAGUCAGAUGUCAUUAAUCAUCUAAACAUUUUGUGCAUCUCUAAUGAGUUCAUAUAAUGUCGGCUACACCUUGCUCAUGAAAGGAAGCAAUGUUGCCAAGUCAGCAGUUUACACAGUAUUAUGUUGACAUGUCUUGUUUUUUUAAGGUCAUUUACCCCCCCCCCCCCCCCCCCGUUCAGAUGGUGUCUUACUUCCAUAAUUAGAGUCGGUCGUUAUUGCUUCUGUCAAUUUAAGAAAGUAAGUCAUCUGUGUGUGUGUGUGUGUGAAACUAUACAAACUGUUAAGUUUUUACUUCCUUUCCUUUCUACGCCCUUAUUCUCUCUCUCUUAGCCUUUAUUCAUUGUAUAAUCCUCUAUUCACUUUCUGCGUCGUAACUUCACGUACUAACUACUUCUUUAGCACCCUUUAUUUCCUUUCUACGCCCUUAUAUCCUUUCUAAGCCCUUAUUUACUUCUACGCCCUUAUUUUCUCUUAAUGCCCUUUUUCUCUCAAUGCCCUUAUUUCCUUUUUAAGCCCUUAUUUACUCCUAAGCCCUUAUUUUCUCUCAAUGCCCUUAUUUUCUUUCUACGCCCUUUUUUCUCUCUCAAUGCCCUUAUUUUCUUUCUAAGCCCUUAUUUACUUCUAUGCCCUUAUUUUCUCUCAAUGCCCUUAUUUCCUUCUAUGCCCUUAUUUCAUUUCUACGCCCUUAUUUCCUUCUACGCCCUUAUUUCACUCAAUGCCCUUAUUUCCUUUCAAUGCCCUUUUUUUCUCUCAAUGCCCUUAUGUUCUUUCUACGCCCCUAUUUUCUCUCUAAGCCCACACUCCCACUCUACGCCAUUUCUUUUUUAAACAAAAGCCAGGCCUCGGGAUUUGAACCCUGGACAAUCAAGUUAACAGACGAGGGCUUUACCGUUUGCACUAACACUUGAUGUGUUUUUACACAAACACCUUGAAGUCAUACAGCUAAAUAUAUUUAAGUUAUUCCAGUAAGAUAUUUAUAUUUUAACUUUUAUUAUGAUAUUAAAGGGAAUUAAGUUUCCCGUAAAUACAAUCCAUAUGGAUGCCACUGUGCAGGUUUUAUCAAAGUCUAAAUAAAAUUAUUCAUUCUCCUAUACACCAAAUUGACGGAUUUAGGUUAACAUCUAGCAAUAUAAACGAAAGAAACAGACAUCAUUUUGCAGGCUAUAUUUAGAUUCGUUCCUGCACAUUAAGUAAUUCGGUGUCACACUUUUUUUUUUCUAAAUGUUUGACACAGAAAUGUUCAACAUGUUAAAUUCGAAAAGAAAGAGUUAUACCAUUGGGGUAAAAAAAAAACAACAACUUCAAACUAAGUUCUGAAACAAUGAGUGAUGGCAUAUAAGUUAUACCUCGUCCCGCCCCCAUCUCGCCGUGUCCACCUUCACCAACUGUCAAGUUUAGCUAGGUGGGUUUGUAGGGUCGGAGUGUCCAUGGUUUGUGCCUUGGCCUGGCCUGUCUAUUUAUGUUUACGUUUAUUAACUUCCUGUUGCUUCCAAAUGAGGUGUACACGCGCUGUCUGAUUGUUCUGCUGAGAGAUAUAGAGCCAUUGUUUGUCUAAAAAGCUCAUUUAUUAGGGAAUUUUGGGCGGUCGAGUGGUUUGUUCGCUGGGUCUUUUUAUUGCUGCGGCCGUGGUUCAAAAACACAUCUAGGUCACCGCUGUCCUUCGCAGUGCCACGCAUGUCCCUUAUAAUUCUUAGAUAGAUUUAUAUGGUAACUGUAAUGCUUAAGAUAUAUGGAUACGCUGAUAUAUGUAGUAACUGUAGGAUAUAUGUAUAAACUGUAUAUGGUCACUGUAAUGUUUAAGAUAUAUAUAUAAACUGAAAUUUAUAGUAACUUUACUGUUUAGGAUAUGUACAAACUGAUAUAGAUAUGGUAAUUCUAAUAUUGAAGAUGUAUGUAAAACGUAUCGCGUUGGUGGGUUUAUGUUUCAUAUUGUUACACUUCUCUUAUGUGCCUCAGUUUCUAAAUGGCAUUGUUUCAUUGGAAUUACUCUUGCCUGUCUGUCGUUUAGGUAAAACUAACUCGCCUGUCUGUUGUGUAGGUCAGAAUUUCUCGACUGUUUAUCAUCUGGAUCAAACUUACUAGCCUGUCUGUCGUGCAGAUCAGACUUACUAGCCUGUCUGUCGUGUAGGUCAAACUUACUAGCCUGUCUGUCGUGUGGGUCAAACUUACUAGCCUGUCUGUCGUGUAGGUCAAACUUACUAGCCUGUCUGUCGUGUAGGUCAAACUUACUAGCCUGUCUGUCGUGCAGAUCAAUCUUACUAGCUUGUCUGUCGUGCAGAUCAGACUUACUAGCUUGUCUGUCGUGUAGGUCAGACUUACUAGCCUGUCUGUCGUGUAGGUCAAACUUACUAGCCUGUCUGUCGUGCAGAUCAGACUUACUAGCUUGUCUGUCGUGUAGGUCAAACUUACUAGCCUGUCUGUCGUGCAGGUCAAACUUACUAACCUGUCUGUCGUGUAGGUCAAACUUACUAGCCUGUCUGUCGUGCAGAUCAGACUUACUAGCUUGUCUGUCGUGUAGGUCAAACUUACUAGCCUGUCUGUCGUGUAGGUCAAACUUACUAGCCUGUCUGUCGUGUAGGUCAAACUUACUAGCCUGUCUGUCGUGCAGAUCAGACUUACUAGCUUGUCUGUCGUGAAGAUCAGACUUACUAGCUUGUCUGUCGUGUAGGUCAGACUUACUAGCCUGUCUGUCGUGUAGGUCAAACUUACUAGCCUGUCUGUCGUGCAGAUCAGACUUACUAUCUUGUCUGUCGUGUAGGUCAAACUUACUAGCCUGUCUGUCGUGCAGGUCAAACUUAAUAGCCUGUCUGUCGUGUAGGUCAAACUUACUAGCCUGUCUGUCGUGCAGAUCAGACUUACUAGCUUGUCUGUCGUGUAGGUCAAACUUACUAGCCUGUCUGUCGUGUAGGUCAAACUUACUAGCCUGUCUGUCGUGUAGGUCAAACCUACUAGCCUGUCUGUCGUGCAGGUCAGACUUACUAGCCUGUCUGUCGUGUAGGUCAAACUUACUAGCCUGUCUGUCGUGUAGGUCAAACUUACUAGCCUGUCUGUCGUGUAGGUCAAACUUACUAGCCUGUCUGUCGUGCAGGUCAGACUUACUAGCCUGUCUGUCGUGUAGGUCAAACUUACUAGCCUGUCUGUCGUGCAGGUCAGACUUACUAGCCUGUCUGUCGUGUAGGUCAAACUUACUAGCCUGUCUGUCGUAUAUGUCAUGCUAGGUUAAGAAGGUCCAUUAUAUUUACAAACGCUAAAAAAUUACAGCUUUUGAAGAUGGAGCGAUAAGCCCGCGUUCAAUAAGCCCGUGUUCACAUUGACACACAUUUGUGUUCAAACAUAAUCGCACAAACCAUUCGUCAUACAGAAUAUAUCACUUGACAUGCAUCAUAUAUCUCCUGACAUGCAUUAUAUAUCUUCUGACAUAGUCAUGUUUCGGCUGUCACGGGACAUGCUAUGUAUAUAUCUCUCUCUCUCACACACACACACACACACACACCCUCAAAUACACUUUCUCACACAACACAUUCUCUCUCACAGUCAUAACCAAACACUAGCACACACUCACCCAGGCAUGACUACACGCGUACGCACGAACAGACGUCCAUACUAACAGGGAUAAACGCACAUAUGCAUUGAAAUCUACACUCUCAAGCAAAUGGCAUUCCUGUAUUUAAUUUAAAAAUCAUAAAAGUUAUACUCGUACAAGUUCAAAGUUCAUGUUGUUUAUAAAAUAGUGUUGGUUUUUUUAACUGACCACGUGACCUUCUCAAGUUUAUAUAUAUAUAUUUUUGAUUUAACCUUUUUUCCCCUUUUUGUUUGCAUUAAAUAGAUGAAAAAUGUCCGGUGAAUUAUAUAUGUAUAUAGAUCUAUAUAUUGUGCCUAAACUUAUACUUUUAUACACCCUUGUCAUAAAUGCUUUUAUUAUGAACCUGUUUGUCUGUAUCAGUAUAAAUGUUUAUAUCAUAAACCAUAUCACUAUUUCUAUUAAUAUACAAUAGGUCGACGUAAACGCCAUUUUUGUAAGCCUCUACUGAUUAACUCAUUUGUUAUAAACCUUAUUGUAUAUAAGCCCUCAUUUUUUUUAUCAACAUAAUUGUAUGAAACACAUAAUUAAGAACUUAUGAUAUAAGCUGGGAGCUCUAAUGAUUAUGGGUAUGAUUAUGACUAUGAUUAUGGCUAUGUUUAUGACUAUGAUUAUGGCUAUGAUUAUGACUAUGAUUAUGGCUAUGAUUAUGACUAUGAUUAUGGCUAUUAUUAUGAUUAUGGCUAUGAUUAUGACUAUGAUUAUGACUAUGAUUAUGGCUAUGAUUAUGACUAUGAUUAUGGCUAUGAUUAUGAUUAUGACUAUGAUUAUGACUAUGAUUAUGGCUAUCAUUAUGACUAUGAUUAUGGCUAUCAUUAUGACUAUGAUUAUGACUAUGAUUAUGGCUAUGAUUAUGACUAUGAUUAUGACUAUGAUUAUGGCUAUGAUUAUGACUAUGAUUAUGGCUAUGAUUAUGACUAUGAUUAUGGUGUUUAUUUAUUUGCUUGUUCACAUUCAUUCCUCAUGUUCUUUGCUUGUAUUGUGUAUUUUGAUUGAUGCUAUACCAUUUCAACAAGUUCAUACGAUGAGUGAUGCACAGCUUACAGAUUAUCUAGUCAAAUAAAUGUCCGGAAUACGU
Molecule: messenger RNA, 10067 nt
Organism: Biomphalaria glabrata
Lineage: Eukaryota; Metazoa; Mollusca; Gastropoda; Planorbidae
Product: tyrosine-protein kinase receptor torso-like
Exons: 22
Coding region: 919-4248 (1109 amino acids)
Biological process (GO): positive regulation of kinase activity; multicellular organism development; cell surface receptor protein tyrosine kinase signaling pathway
Cellular component (GO): signaling receptor complex
Molecular function (GO): ATP binding; transmembrane receptor protein tyrosine kinase activity; protein binding
Source: RefSeq, a predicted model, not a curated record